Volvox carteri f. nagariensis is the source of this 1095-nucleotide messenger RNA. RefSeq lists its product as uncharacterized. The transcript has 8 exons. NCBI's taxonomy places the organism in Eukaryota, Viridiplantae, Chlorophyta, Chlorophyceae, Chlamydomonadales, Volvocaceae. Gene Ontology annotation, molecular function: protein kinase activity; ATP binding. Gene Ontology annotation, cellular component: nucleus. Gene Ontology annotation, biological process: protein phosphorylation. The annotation marks the transcript as partial. The record is from RefSeq and is a predicted model, not a curated record.
CUUCGCAGAUACGAAAUCAUCUCCAUUGUCGGGGAAGGGGCAUACGGAGUAGUUCUCAAAUGUAGAAACAAGGAGACAGGAGAAAUCGUCGCCGUUAAGAAAUUCAAGGAGAGCGACGAGGAUGAGAUCGUGCGCAAGACUACUUUACGGGAGGUCAAAAUGCUCCGCGCAUUGCGCCAGGAGAACAUCGUUAACCUGAAAGAGGCAUUCCGACGGAAGCAGAAACUUUAUCUGGUCUUCGAAUACGUGGAACACAACCUCCUGGAGAUACUUGAGGAGCACCCGGGGGGCUUGGAGCCCGAGCAGGUGCGGAAUUACGUCUACCAACUCGUAAAAGCAGUAGGCUGGUGCCACCAGCACAACAUUGUACAUCGGGACAUCAAGCCCGAGAAUUUGUUGAUCAGCCCGAGCACCCCGGGCGGCGUUGGGAAGCUCAAGCUGUGCGAUUUUGGCUUUGCCCGCCAGCUGCCCCCUCCGGAUGUGUCCAUUACCGACUACGUUUCCACUCGGUGGUAUCGGGCCCCCGAGCUGCUGCUGGGUUCCACGCACUACGGCAAGGAGGUGGACUUGUGGGCGAUAGGAUGUAUCAUGGCGGAGCUGCUUGACGGGCAGCCGCUAUUCCCAGGGGAAAGCGACAUCGACCAGCUGUACAUCCUGCAGCGACUAUUGGGGCCCUUGACGCGCGAGCAGCACGAGCUGUUCCUCCGAAACCCGCGUUUCAACGGCCUCAAGUUCCCGGACAUGCGCAAUCCGGAAACGUUGGAACGCAAAUAUGCGGGAAGGCUGCCCCACGAUGCGCUCUCGUUUAUAAAGGGGCUUAUGGCGGUAGACCCGGCUCAGCGCCUCACGUGCAGCCAAGCCCUGGCGCACCCCUACCUCGCGGCGCUGGAGGAGAAGCAGCUGGGGGCCGCGGCUGCGGCGGCCGCAGCCGGUGCCGGCCGGGUGACGUCGGGCGGCGCGGCGGAGACAUCUUCUGGGCGGGGCCCCGGGCGUAAGGCCUCUUUGCAGAUGGGGGGCAGCAGCGGGGGCGCUCCCGGAGGGGAUCCCAUGGAUGAGGAUAUGCCCUCGCCGCCAGCCACCAGGUGCGAUGGAUAG